Messenger RNA from Impatiens glandulifera, 2394 nucleotides. Its product is annotated as heat shock cognate protein 80-like. Gene Ontology annotation, biological process: cellular response to heat; protein stabilization; protein folding. Gene Ontology annotation, cellular component: plasma membrane; protein-containing complex; perinuclear region of cytoplasm. Gene Ontology annotation, molecular function: ATP binding; ATP-dependent protein folding chaperone; ATP hydrolysis activity. The record is from RefSeq and is a predicted model, not a curated record. The coding region runs from base 78 to 2183 and encodes 701 amino acids. The transcript has 3 exons. NCBI's taxonomy places the organism in Eukaryota, Viridiplantae, Streptophyta, Magnoliopsida, Ericales, Balsaminaceae.
CUUUCUCUUCUAUUCAUUCUCCAUUCCCUCCCGCAUAUCGUUUCAUCUGCCCUAUUUUCAUCAGUUCUAGAUCAGCUAUGGCGGAAAUCGAGACGUUCGCCUUCCAGGCUGAAAUCAACCAGCUUUUGAGUCUUAUCAUCAACACUUUCUACAGCAACAAGGAGAUCUUUCUCCGUGAACUUAUCAGUAAUGCUUCUGAUGCUCUAGACAAAAUCCGUUUCGAGAGCUUGACUGACAAGACCAAGCUAGAUGGUCAACCUGAGCUUUUCGUUCACCUUGUCCCUGACAAAGUCAACAAAACCUUAACUAUCAUUGACAGUGGAAUUGGAAUGACAAAGGCUGAUUUGGUAAACAACCUUGGAACUAUAGCAAGGUCGGGUACUAAAGAGUUCAUGGAAGCUCUUUCUGCUGGUGCUGAUGUGAGUAUGAUUGGGCAAUUUGGUGUUGGGUUCUAUUCGGCUUACUUGGUUGCUGAGAAGACUAUUGUUACUACCAAGCACAACGAUGAUGAGCAGUACGUGUGGGAAUCUCAUGCUGGUGGUUCUUUCACAGUUACUAGAGAUACUUCUGGUGAGAACCUAGGCAGGGGUACCAAGAUUACGUUGUAUCUUAAAGAAGAUCAACUUGAAUAUCUUGAGGAGAGCAGACUGAAGGACUUGGUCAAGAAACAUUCCGAGUUUAUUAGUUAUCCAAUCUCUCUUUGGACUGAGAAGACUAUUGAGAAGGAGAUCUCUGAUGACGAGGAUGAAGAUGAGGAGAAGAAGGACGAGGAAGGAAAAGUAGAGGAAGUUGAUGAAGAAAAGGAGAAGGAUGAUAAAAAGAAGAAGACGAUCAAGGAGGUCUCUCACGAAUGGUCUUUGGUUAACAAGCAGAAGCCUAUCUGGAUGAGGAAGCCAGAAGAGAUCACUAAGGAAGAGUAUGGCGCCUUCUACAAGAGCUUAACCAAUGACUGGGAGGAGCAUCUUGCAGUUAAGCAUUUCUCUGUGGAAGGUCAAUUGGAGUUUAAGGCUGUUCUGUUUGUUCCAAAGAGAGCACCUUUUGACCUCUUUGAUAACAAGAAGAAGGCCAACAACAUCAAACUCUACGUUCGAAGAGUCUUCAUCAUGGACAACUGCGAGGAUCUGAUGCCCGAAUACCUCGGGUUUGUUAAGGGUAUCGUAGAUUCAGAGGACCUCCCGCUCAACAUUUCAAGAGAGACAUUACAGCAGAAUAAGAUCCUCAAGGUUAUCCGCAAGAACUUAGUGAAGAAAUGCCUUGAGCUAGUCUUCGAGAUUGCUGAGAACAAGGAAGACUACAACAAGUUUUACGAGUCAUUCUCAAAGAAUCUCAAACUGGGUAUCCACGAAGAUGCACAGAACAAGGCUAAGAUUGCUGAAUUACUUAGAUACCACUCGACAAAGAGUGGUGACGAGAUGACCAGCUUGAAGGAUUACGUAACCAGGAUGAAGGAAGGACAGAGCGAAAUCUAUUACAUAACCGGUGAAAGCAAGAAGGCUGUUGAAAACUCUCCCUUCCUGGAGAGGCUGAAGAAGAAGGGAUACGAGGUGCUAUUCAUGGUGGACGCCAUUGAUGAGUAUGCAGUGGGUCAGUUGAAGGAGUUUGAGGACAAGAAGUUGGUAUCAGCAACUAAGGAAGGUCUAAAGCUGGAAGAGAGCGAUGAUGAGAAAAAGAAGAAGGAAGAAUUAAAGGAGAAAUUUGAAGGACUUUGUAAGGUGAUGAAGGACGUGUUGGGCGAUAAGGUGGAGAAGGUUAUUGUAUCUGACCGUGUUGUGGACUCACCCUGCUGUUUGGUGACUGGUGAAUAUGGUUGGACGGCUAACAUGGAGAGGAUCAUGAAGGCUCAAGCUCUAAGGGACUCUAGCUCAGCUGGUUACAUGUCGAGCAAGAAGACUAUGGAGAUUAACCCGGAGAACACUAUCAUGGUGGAACUGAGGAAGAGGGCUGAGGUGGAUAAGAACGACAAAUCUGUGAAGGAUUUGGUUCUAUUGUUGUUCGAGACUUCACUUCUCACGUCUGGUUUUAGCCUCGAUGAGCCCAACACUUUCGGGAACAGGAUUCACAGGAUGCUGAAACUUGGUUUGAACAUUGAUGAUGAUGAAUCUGCUGAUGCUGAGGUUGACAUGCCUGCAUUGGAAGAUAUCGACGCUGAUGCCGAUGGCAGCAAGAUGGAGGAGGUAGACUAACUUGACGAACAUCGUCGUUGCAUUAUCUAUAUGUUCUGUUUUGGUUAUAAACUUGAGUUUUUAUUUACUUUUUGCCGGUAAUGGUUAAGUGUGUUCUUACUAGCACUAGUGGAGAACUGAUAUAUUUUUAUUGUGUUUUGUGACCUAUCUUUGUUUCAACUUUGGAGAAAGAUCUCUGCUUUUUUGGGUUAAUGGAAACUUUUUGACUGAA